CUUACUAUUUUCAACUAAAUUUAAACCUUGCCGACUAAAACUAAAACUAAAACCUAUCAAAAUAAUUUUCAAAAAUAUGGGUUUUGAGAUUGGGUAUGAUUUUAUACCCAAUCACAAAUCCUUUAUGAUUCAACAUUCUUACCAAACGUCGGCAUGGUAUUUUUUGGCAACCUUGCCGACUAAUAUUAGUCGUUAUCUUCCUAGAUUGAAUACUGUAACGACUUUUCAUUUCUGAAAUUAGCAUUUACAGGGUCGACACGGUAUUCAUCCUUAUACCUUGCCGACUAUAAUUUAGUUGGCAGGUUAUGUAAUUAACACCUUGCCGACUAAUCAUGUAUUUAUAACACCUUUCUUUGUAUGCCAAAAAUCCUAUAAUCGGCAGGGUAUUCUUUUGUCGACGUUGCCAACUAUAAGUUCGUCGGCAAAACCAACACUACAGGGGGUGUUGAAAACCAACACUACCGACAGCCUAACACCAAAUAGAAACAUGUUUAAUGGUGGUAAAAGCGAAGGGGAAUCACAUGAAUUACAAAUGUUUAACCUGUCCUGUUUAGCAAUUGCCACAAAUGCCUACUGCAUGGAAAAUAAAUUGGGAGAAGGGGGUUUUGGGCCAGUUUAUAAGGGCAAAUUAGAAAAUGGGCAGCAAAUUGCAGUGAAAAGACUUUCGAAAAGCUCUGGACAGGGUAUUGAAGAGUUCAAAAAUGAGGUUAUGUUGAUUCCCAAACUUCAGCACCGUAACCUUGUGAAGUUGCUCGGUUGCUGCAUAGAAGGAGAAGAGAACAUGUUAAUAUAUGAGUUCAUGCCCAACUCUUAA
This is a messenger RNA of Papaver somniferum (opium poppy), 814 nucleotides long. Its product is annotated as G-type lectin S-receptor-like serine/threonine-protein kinase B120. Bases 488 to 814 code for a protein of 108 amino acids. The transcript is spliced from 2 exons. The record is from RefSeq and is a predicted model, not a curated record. Gene Ontology annotation, biological process: protein phosphorylation. Lineage: Eukaryota; Viridiplantae; Streptophyta; Magnoliopsida; Ranunculales; Papaveraceae. Gene Ontology annotation, molecular function: protein kinase activity; ATP binding.